AUAUUUUUUUAUAGCCUAUAAUAUUUAAUAAAAAAUUACAAUUUAUGCAUUGUUAUGAAUAUGGCAGAAAACGAAAAUCAAAAAGAUAUACAGCCAAGAAAGAAAGACAAAUAUAGAAAAGAUAAGCCGUGGGAUCAUGAAGGUAUUGAUCAUUGGAAAGUUGAACCUUUUACAGAGGCAGAUAAUCCACAUGGUCUCAUUGAAGAGUCAUCAUUUGCUACAUUGUUUCCUAAGUAUAGAGAAACAUAUUUGCGUGAAGUGUGGCCACUUGUCAAAGAAAAAUUAGGCAGUCAUCAUAUUAGAUGUGCAUUGGAUGUUGUUGAAGGAAGUAUGACAGUUGCCACUACUCGCAAGACAUUUGAUCCAUAUAUUAUAUUGAAGGCUCGUGAUAUGAUCAAAUUAAUGUCCAGAGGUGUUUCAUAUGAACAGUCCUGUCGAGUCCUUGAAGAUGAUGUAGCAUGUGACAUAAUUAAAAUACGCAAUCUGGUUAGAAAUAAAGAGCGUUUUAUUAAAAGGAGACAAAGGCUUAUUGGUCCUAAUGGUGCAACUUUAAAAGCUCUUGAACUAUUGACAGAAUGCUACAUAUUGGUACAAGGUGGUACGGUUUCUGCUAUUGGGUCAUUUAAAGGCCUCAAGCAAGUUAGAAAUGUGGUUGAAGAGACUAUGAAAAAUAUCCAUCCAAUAUACAAUAUAAAAAUAAUGAUGAUCAAACGAGAGCUCGCUAAAGAUCCUACAUUAAAAAAUGAAAAUUGGAGUCGAUUUUUACCAAAGUUUAAAAAUAAAAAUGUUCAAAGAAAAAAACCAAAAAUUAAAGAAAAGAAACCAUAUACACCGUUUCCACCACCUCAACAAGAGAGCAAGAUUGAUAUUCAAUUAGCAAGUGGUGAAUACUUUUUAAACAAAGAAGAAAAAGUUUUAAAAGAAAGAGAAAACAAAAAGAAAAAGCAAGAAGAAGCAGGUGUUCAGCGUAAAAUUAAACGCCAACAAUCGUUUAUACCUCCUUCUGAAGUUAAGCCAAAUGAUAAAAAUGAUACAGAAACCUCAAAAAAAUCAACUAGUGUUGAUGUUAAUGUGCUUAAAAAGAAUAUUAAAAAGAUUCAAGAGAAAAAAAACAAAAUGAAAAAAAAAUGAAAUCAUUACAAGAGGAUUGGAAACGACAACCGAACAAUUCUAGAGGAUUAGAAACGCCUCAUUAUGUUUUUAAAAAAUUAAAUUAAUAAAAAAAGUUUUUUCUUUAUCUUAUUUGU
This is a messenger RNA of Hydra vulgaris (swiftwater hydra), 1247 nucleotides long. RefSeq lists its product as uncharacterized. Lineage: Eukaryota; Metazoa; Cnidaria; Hydrozoa; Anthoathecata; Hydridae. Gene Ontology annotation, molecular function: RNA binding. Gene Ontology annotation, cellular component: nucleolus; small-subunit processome. The record is from RefSeq and is a predicted model, not a curated record.